CGACGUUGCAAGACCAGUCCAACGUCAACGGCUGCAAUCGGCGCUCUUUUUGUUGUUAUAUUCCUUUUAUUUAUAGCCCCUUGUUUAGUCCCUCCUGCUUCACAUUCCUGCUGUCUGCCUGCCUGCCCCUCGACGGUGGUGCAGUUGCGGCUCCAUGCAUUCCCCCUGUCGCUCGCCUGCCGCCGUCGCCCAUGUUGUAUAUUAGGAGUAUACACACCCCCUUGCCCGUCAAUGUCACGGCCACAGCCAUGGCGACUCUCGCCCAAAACGGCUUACAGCAAACGCCAGCCAAAGCCAUGGCAAUGCGCUCAACUGGUAUGAGGCUGGCUACACCUGCGCAGCCGCAUUUCGACAAGAUGGCGGCCAUCGCCAGCACUACUACUGCUACCACCACCACAGGCGUCAUGUCGCCCGUCAACCAAGACGGCUGCUUCGAGUUCGACCGCAUCAUCAAGGCUGGCACUGUGGUGAAGCGUACGCGCAAGACCAAGUCGUGGAAGCCCAUCUACGUGGUCCUGCGCCCAAACUGCCUCUCGAUAUACAGGGACAAGGACGAGACGAAGCUGCGGCACCAGAUCAACCUCUCGGAAAUCACCGCCGUCGCCCGCCAGAGAGACUCGAAGAAAAAAAUGGACCACGUCUUCGCCAUCUUCUCGCCCGCGCGCAACUAUCACCUCGGCGCUUCCUCCGACAAGGAAGCACAAGACUGGGUAGACCUGAUACGCACAGAGGCGCGCAUCGAUGAGGACGAGGGAGAGCCGCAACUCAUGAGCCCUGUGUCCGGCUCCAAGUCCAAGACCUUCGCCGGCUUGAACAGGUCUGCCAUGGAGAAUAUUGCCUCCAGCUCGUCCGAGGCUGAGCCCCGACCCUCGAGCUCCAUGGCGCCAGAAAACAUGCACAGCGCGCGACGGCCUUCACAAGCCCUCAACUACUCUGGCAACGAGCGGGGCUCCAUCUCAGACUUUGACUUCUCCGACACUGGCUUCCAGGGCUCCGCCAAUUCCCUACCCCCCAAGAGCUCGCAGCAGAAGCGCAAUGUCAGCCAGCAAAGCAACAUUGACUCGACGCCCGACGACGAGCGCGUAGUCUACCACGGCUGGCUGUACGUGCUCAAGUCCAAACGCGGCGUGCGCCAGUGGAAGAAGGUCUGGCUAGUCCUACGACCCAAGUGCCUGGCCUUCUACAAGAACGACCAGGAAUACUCCGCCAGCCUCAUCAUACCCUUUUCGAGCAUCAUCGAUGCCGUCGACAUCGACUCGGUGUCGAGAAGCAAGCAAUACUGCAUGCAAGUCAUAUCCGACGAGAAAAACUUCAAGUUCUGCGCGGCAGACGAAAACGCCCUGGCCAAAUGCCUCGGAGCUUUCAAGAGCUUGCUGGCCAAGAAAAAGGAUGCUGGACAGAAGCGCGUGCUCCAGACAGCUCCAGACACGGGCAAUGGGCAACCAACGCAGCAGCAACCUGCGGUGCCUUCUUCCACUACCACGUCUGCGCCGGCGUAGCAACCUGAGGUCUAGCCAUCGAAAUAAUAACCACAGUCAUCCCCUUGGUCCACCUUGACUCAUUUGUACAUACGCCUCUCUCGUCCGCCUUGACGACGAGCACCACUACCAACCACUAAUCACAACCAGCCCGUCCAUCGACUUUCCUUCCUAACCAUCACCACCAAUUCGUCCAUAACGAUGCAUCACGAUUUACGACUUCCCAUCUUACUGCCCUUUGACGGGUCCCUUUGAUACCUUUGUUUGGAUACAUGCUUGGAAAGUAGUUUAGUAUGUUAUAGUAGUGUCGUUGUAAUAUUGCCGCCCUUGAGCAGGGCUUAAGUGGAAGCUUAUCGAAUGCAGAGUUGUUUCUUCCGCUUCCGUCUUUUUGAUCUGAUGGUUUCUAUAUCAA
Cucurbitaria berberidis CBS 394.84 is the source of this 1890-nucleotide messenger RNA. RefSeq names its product PH domain-like protein. Bases 249 to 1499 code for a protein of 416 amino acids. The transcript has 2 exons. The record is from RefSeq and is a predicted model, not a curated record. Lineage: Eukaryota; Fungi; Ascomycota; Dothideomycetes; Pleosporales; Cucurbitariaceae.